Molecule: messenger RNA, 1035 nt
Organism: Pyricularia grisea
Lineage: Eukaryota; Fungi; Ascomycota; Sordariomycetes; Magnaporthales; Pyriculariaceae
Exons: 2
Coding region: 133-1035 (300 amino acids)
Molecular function (GO): oxidoreductase activity
Source: RefSeq, a predicted model, not a curated record
CAGCACUAUAGGCAUGUGUUGCGUCCUGUCCCCACAAGACGAAAAAAAACGAUCAUGUUUUCAAGCUUACCAAGCCCUAGGGGGAAAAAUGGGGUAUCUCGUUAAAAUCGGCUAGUCCCCUUGAACUGCUGCAUGGAGAACCGUAAACAACAUAGUGCCGCUCAAAGUAUCUCCACAUUUUGGGCCCUGGAGCGCCACUCUUCCUAUCGAGGAAGUGGUCUUUCCGGAUCAAGAGGCAUCGGCGAGGCAAUUGCCCGCAACCUAGCCUCCAAAGGAGCCAACAUCUGCAUCAUCUACCUCUCCGAGAGCUCCGACGAAAAGGCCGCCUCCCUCGCAAAGGAGCUCUCGGCAACACACUCGGUGACCGCCACCUCUGUGCGAGCCGACGUCAGGACAAAGGAGGGUUGCGCGGCCAUAGUCUCGCACUCGCAGGCGUCUCUGCCCAAGAACCCCAAGACCGGCAACUUCCAGGUCGACAUUCUCGUGCACAGCGCCGCGCUCUUCCACGCGGCGCCGCUCGACGACGUGACCAUUGAAGACUUCCACUCGGUCUACUCCUCCAACGUGCUGGGCCCGAUCCUGCUGACGCAGGCCUGCCGGCCCUUCCUCCCCACCAACCGCUCCGGCCGCAUCGUGAACCUGUCCUCGGUCGGGUCCAAGGUCGGCAUGGCGGGGCUGACGCUGUACGGCGGGGCCAAGGGAGCUCUCGAGGCCAUGACGCGCACCUGGGCCCGCGAGCUGGCCGAGAGCUGCACCGUAAACGCCGUCGGCGUCGGGUCCACCAUGACCGACAUGCUGGCCGGGGCACCGCACGAGGCAAAGGUCGCCAUCUCGAGCUUCUACCCCGUCACGCCGCUCUGUCCCGCCCGCGAGGGGGACAGCGAGCUGCAGAGGGAGUUUGCAAAGAGCUAUGGUGGGCGUGCUGCCUACCCUGAGGAGAUUGCCGGGAUAGUGGGCAUGAUCUGUAGUCCCGAGUCGAGGUGGAUGACGGGGUCUUUGGUUGCCGCUAGCGGUGGCAUGUGGAUGAGUUCUUAA